Messenger RNA from Trifolium pratense (red clover), 348 nucleotides. Its product is annotated as glycine-rich RNA-binding protein blt801-like. Lineage: Eukaryota; Viridiplantae; Streptophyta; Magnoliopsida; Fabales; Fabaceae. The record is from RefSeq and is a predicted model, not a curated record. The transcript has 2 exons. Bases 1 to 348 code for a protein of 115 amino acids.
AUGAAUUCCAAGGGGUUUCUUUUUCUAGCCAUGUUGUUGGCUUCCAUACUUCUCAUCUCAGCUGAGAAAUCUCACCAAAAAGAUGAUAAAGCAAAUGGGAUAGAUGAAAGCAAAGGCUAUUACGGAGGAGGUUGGGGUUAUGGUGGUCCAUGGCGUGGUGGAGGAUGGGGUUACGGCGGCGGCCCAUGGCGUGGUGGAGGAUGGGGAUACGGAGGCCGUGGUGGAGGAUGGGGAUACGGAGGUCGUGGUGGCGGCUGGGGAGGUGGUUAUGGUGGACCAUGGCGUGGUGGCGGUGGCUGGGGCGGUGGCUGGCCAAAAGAACACACCGAUGCUGAACCUCAAAAUUAA